Cucurbitaria berberidis CBS 394.84 is the source of this 978-nucleotide messenger RNA. RefSeq lists its product as uncharacterized. The record is from RefSeq and is a predicted model, not a curated record. Bases 1 to 978 code for a protein of 325 amino acids. The transcript has 3 exons. Lineage: Eukaryota; Fungi; Ascomycota; Dothideomycetes; Pleosporales; Cucurbitariaceae.
AUGAAGCCAGUCACGCCGCCAGCAAUCCCGAAAGUUGACCCGCGGACUGCUCGAAACCUGCUGCGAAAAGCCUUCAGGUUCAGCGCAGGGUCGCUGCCGAGCCAGAACCAGAUCCGAACAGACCACGAGAAAUAUCUCCUCGAAACACCUAUCGGUCGCGACUUCGCCUUAGUCACGGCACUUGGUAUAGAAUUCAAGAUUCACUCCAUGAUGCUUAUCGGCGGUCCAAAGAUGUUGCAGGAGGGUCUCUAUCCUGGUGGUGCGCCGAACCUGAGUCCUCCAACUCUCGUUAAUCUUCCGCCCCACUUCCACCCGAUGCUUGUUGACCGCAUCGUUUGCUUCCUAUAUCGCGGGAGUUAUAGUAUCGACAAUUUCUCCACAACUGCGCCGUUGCCGCAUGCGACCCAUGCGCCGGAUUCAUCUUCUCCAGAGGCCUACCGUAUCCCAAAUCUUCCUAACCACAUGUUUCACCUCCACAUGUACGCUCUGGCCGAGGAGCUCGAGUACGAUGCUCUACUCUCCGCCGCUCACGCCAAGCUUUACCAACUGGUGACGUAUAGGUUCACCCCUCAGCAUCUCAAAGAACUCGUCGACGCAACUUUUGCACCUCUCGGCUCAGCUACACGAAUCUGUAAAGACGAACAAGGCUACUUGCAGCAGCUUGUUGCCGUUGCCACUCUUACUCAAGAGGCGAACCACUGGACUGAUGCGGCGAAGGAGGAGUUUGUAGACUUGAUGCAGUUAGAGGAGUACGCGAGCUUCUGGGAGAUGUGCAAGAUCCUAAAGGAGCAAAACCAGGAUCUGCUGGCCUCAGUUCCGAAACCUAAGGGCCCCAGCAAAGAGAAAGUGAGGAAGCCGAGGCAUGGCGUACAGAAGAAGGCUGCAGCGAAAACUGACAAGAAGUCCGCGGCUCUGACGAAAGCACUCAAGACGCUCACGACUGAUGGCGGUAAAGAUAUGGACAUGGAAGUGGACUGA